ACCACUACUGCGACGAAACACUCAUAUCCGAUAUCACUACGACUUAUGAUACGACAACCAAUGAAGCAAAUGUGUCCAGCGAUGUAACGGAAUCGGCUGAAGGUCCGACAUCUCUUCGACCUUUACGAGUAGGACUGAAGCUUCAACAACUGUAGAUAUCUCCUCAACCGCCUCGACAACUACCGCAGCACCGCUACCCCCACCGCCAAUGUUUAAAUUUCUCUCCCUUCUCGGACCUUUCAAUCCCACUCACAGCUUUUCUAUUGCUUUCUUCACCAUCGAUUCUAGCAACGGCCAUGUCUUGCUCGAUAGUAUGCCACCUAUCUGUGCCUAUUUCGAAGGCGGCGCCAAAACCGCCAAGUUCCAGAUCUGUCCUGAUACUCUCUCCCAACAGGAAGCUUUACUUACUUGCGAGCCACCAGUUGAAAAAAAGCAGUUGAAAUGCACUGUGCCGGGAAAGACGUGCAGUCAGGGCUCGAACGGGGUUGAAUGUGUAAGCGCCGGUGUUGCGUUUGACAUAUCAACACCAGACUAUGCUUACACAAAUAAAUACGGUGCACGUAUUGGACCUGCUCCAGGAAUCAGUCUAGUCCAGUUUCUGAUUAGGUACUGAUAAGAGAAGAAAAUUUGAUCUGUAUGGACUCUGGAUCAAGGAAGGCAAAACAUGAUACACUCGAAUAAUAUCGAUCUCAGAUGUGUCUCACUGUGUGUUUUUAAACUGCUAAUAGUUAAGAGUUGAUUCUAACUGUGAUUGAGAGCUGAACCUUAUCGCGCCUAUCUCGUAGGCUGAAAGCGGUGACCACUUAGACCCAAGUGUUGUUCUGCCAAUUUCCAGUCGCUUCUAGGCUCUCAAUGCUUCGGUAAUAACGCUGUAG
This is a messenger RNA of Fusarium redolens, 875 nucleotides long. RefSeq lists its product as uncharacterized. The record is from RefSeq and is a predicted model, not a curated record. NCBI's taxonomy places the organism in Eukaryota, Fungi, Ascomycota, Sordariomycetes, Hypocreales, Nectriaceae. The transcript is spliced from 3 exons. Bases 209 to 613 code for a protein of 134 amino acids.